Phasianus colchicus (ring-necked pheasant) is the source of this 503-nucleotide messenger RNA. The record is from RefSeq and is a predicted model, not a curated record. Lineage: Eukaryota; Metazoa; Chordata; Aves; Galliformes; Phasianidae.
GGCGGGGCUAGCGGGCCGGGCCGGACCGGGACCCGGGGGGCAGCGGCAGUCGCAGAGCGAUGUCGCAGCUGUGCUUCCCCCGUGGGGGCCGGACCCUCUUGGGGGUAUGGAGGCUUCGUUUUUUGUUGACCCCCCCCGGAUCCGUGCGUUCUGCCAGCUGCCAGCCCAUCCGCAAAGUGCUGGUGGCCAACCGUGGUGAGAUCGCCAUCCGUGUUUUCCGUGCCUGCACGGAGCUGGGGCUGCGCACGGUGGCCGUUUAUUCAGAGCAGGACACUGGGCAGAUGCAUCGUCAGAAAGCAGAUGAAGCUUACCUGGUGGGGAGGGGGCUGCCCCCCGUCCAAGCCUACCUGCACGUCCCAGACAUCAUCCGUGUGGCCAGGGUGGGAAAGGGGGUCUGGGGAAAUGGUGGUUUGGGGUGGGAUUCCUGGGGUUUGUGGGGUAGCUGGGACCCCUAUGGUGGUUUGGGUUGGGAUAUCUGGGGUAACUGAGACCCCUAUGGUGGU